UAUUUUGCUUGCAGAUGAGAGUGCAGACGACAGAUUGACAGAAAUCUUUGCCGUUAUGUCGUCUACAUCAACUGAAAUAUUCAUAAUAGUAAUUAUUCUAAUUAUACCCUUCCUUUACGAAAGUAGUAAAGCAUUCAGGUAUUAUUUAAAGUUUUUCCUUUAUUAUGGGAUUAUAAUGUUGACUUCAAUAAUAGUGAUACCAAUCAUGAUUUGGCAUCCGCGCGAUGUUCGGAAUUUAGUGUUGGCGUCCAUGCUAUGCAAUCAUAUUUCCCGGCUACUGGGACUGAAUUGGGAGUUGAAGGGCAGACAGUACUUGGAAAAGGAAGAAGCUUGUGUCAUAGUAGCCAAUCACCAAAGCUCUCUUGACAUUCUUGGAAUGUUUGAACUGUGGCCAGUGAUGCAAAAAUGCACAGUUGUAGCAAAGAAGGAGUUAUUCUACGCUUGGCCGUUUGGUAUUGCCGCUUGGUUAUGUGGCCUAAUUUUCAUUGACAGACUGAACUCCGAAUCUGCUAAAACAGCAAUAAACUGCUCGAUUGAACAGCUAAAAACCGAUAAGGUUAAAUUGUGGAUCUUCCCAGAAGGUACCAGAAAGAACACUGGUGAAAUCCAUAGCUUCAAAAAAGGGGCGUUUCACACAGCAAUCAAUGCGGAGCUUCCAAUUCUUCCAAUAGUUUUUACUGAAUUCUAUUUCCUAGACAAAUAUCAGAAAAGGCUUGAUACAGGUCACAUUGUGAUAACAGUUCUUCCUCCAAUCAGCACCAAAGGAUUGAGUCAGAGUGAUGUGCCAAAACUGGCUGAGUCGACUAGGCAGCUGAUGGUCGAUGCUUUCAACAAGGCAACCUACAAACUUAAAGAAGAACUGUUGCUCUAAACGUUACAAGUGCUAAUUCAACAAGAUUAUCUCACAUACUUCCGUUAGGCUAAUUAAUUAUAGGCUUUUCUAAAGUGCUUGUACCAACAUUAUUAAUCAAGUUCUCUUCUUUAGUAAUAUCCAGAUUAUACCAUUUUUAUGUUAUCAACUAACUCUAACGGAGAGCUGACACUGAAAAACUUCAAUGUUGAUGCUUCAUCUUGCAUGUACACAUUGAUCUGGGCGCUGGGCCUCGACACACAUAUAUCAGUCUGCGGGCAGUGGUCACCGCGGUCAUGUCUUAGUUAUAUCUAUAACCUCCUAAGACCGCUCAGAACGCUCUCCAUGUAGGCCCUUAAUUUUGAAUAGCAUUGCAAUGAUUGUGCAUAAUGUGUUAAUGCUAAACUAUAUAAAAUAAUGCAUUCUAUGGAUCCAAUUCUAAAACCCAUAGCACCUCCGGUAGAUAUUGUACUAAUAUUUCUCUACGACACAGUAAGUUUAUAGAAGUGUUAUGGAUAAUUGAAACAUGCAUUUAUUGAAAAUCAAUGUUCUAUACGCAAGAAACAACCAAUAUUAUAGAUGUUAAUGUGGAUAAAACAUGUUUUAAUGUUGUUAAA
Molecule: messenger RNA, 1467 nt
Organism: Nilaparvata lugens (brown planthopper)
Lineage: Eukaryota; Metazoa; Arthropoda; Insecta; Hemiptera; Delphacidae
Gene: Agpat1
Product: 1-acyl-sn-glycerol-3-phosphate acyltransferase alpha
Exons: 5
Coding region: 56-871 (271 amino acids)
Biological process (GO): phosphatidic acid biosynthetic process
Cellular component (GO): endoplasmic reticulum; membrane
Molecular function (GO): 1-acylglycerol-3-phosphate O-acyltransferase activity
Source: RefSeq, a predicted model, not a curated record